CAACACUAACGGUGCAUGCUCGAUGCUCUCUGGCACACGUGUACGGAUGAUAUAAAUGUAACGGCGAAUGCAGAUGUUUCCCAUUUGCAAUUCCCUAUCACGAGAAAAAAUCGAGUGCUCCUCAGACACACAUCUAAUUUACUACUGUUAUUUAUAUUCGAUUUUCAUCGCUGAUUACUGUUUGUUAAGAAAUUCAGGAGACCGGUAGUCAACAUUCCGAUCAGUUUCCCAACCAUCUUAAAGAUUUUGAGGAUGGAAAUGAUCUGUUGAAGAAAGAAGGGUGAGACUUUGAAGAAGCAAAGCAAAAUGGUAUGUAUGGAAUACGGUAAUCCUGUUACUAACUCGCUUGCUUGCAUAAAAAUGGGACUCAUAGGUAGUUUAUCUUAAUGGCUCUUACUUUCAUGCAAGUGAAGGAGGGUACCCGAUAAUUUCUCAUGCAACGCUAGCAGUUGUGCUCGGCAAAGUAAAUAUUUUGUGAAAAGUGGUCGUGUUUUUAUCUACUGUAAUUAGCAAGUUUGGAGUAUAGAGGGAUUGCUUGACAUAUUAGUGAGGAAAUUGCGUACAUUUGUUGUUUAAUAAGCCCAAUUGGUUGCUUGAUGAUCCGAAUAGAAACAAAUAAGUUCCUAAAUCUGCUGCUACCCGGAGGCAUUUGUUGUAAUCUCAUUGGAGUUUGUAGUUCAAGUCUAGUUGCCUGCCACUUUAUGUAAAUUAAAUUGUUGAUAAUUUCAUCUUUCUCAGGAGUAAAAUUUGCAUGGGUGGACUGAGUUUUUUGUUGUAUGAUAAUUGUUUUAAGCUGACAAAAUUCCCAAAUUGUGCAUGGGGUUUAUGGCUGUUGGUCGAAGAUAAUGAACAAGGGAUUUUGGAUGUCAAAGGGUACAGAUGGAGAUCCAGCAUUUGAGAAUCCAUCCAGGCUUGAAUCUAAACGAUCUCAUCAGUGGAUUAUAGAUGAUGCUGAGCCUGAGUUGUUCCCUAGCAAGAAGCAAGCAGUGCAAACUCCAAACAGCACCAUGACUUCUGGAAUUUCCAGUGCAAAUGCUCCUUCCUGGGACAACACCCCUGGUUUUCAGUCUGUCCCAAACCAAUUUAUUCAUCGGUUAUUUGGGGCUGAAACUGCAAGAUCUUACAAUUUUGCUGAAAGGAAUUUAUAUCCUGCUGGAACCGGUGACUCAAAUGCAUCUGUUAGCCUGUCUAUAUCUCAUGGUAUGGGAGAUCCUGAAGCCUGUGUUAACUAUGGUGGUUUUAGAAAAGUCAAAGUAAAUCAGGUUAAGGACUCUGACAGUAGUAUUUAUGUCCCAAAGGGACAUGGUUUCACAAUUGAAAGUAAUUUGGGACAUGGUUUCACAGUUGAAAGUAACAGUAACAAUUCCACUGGUCAGGGCUUCAACAGGGAAAGUGAAAGUAGCUUUAUAUCAAUGGGGCAAGCAUUUGAUGAGGAUAACAAUGUCACAGUGAAAGGUCAUACCUACAAUAAAGAAGAUGCACAUGUUGGGUCAAUGAGCUCCACUUACAUCAAAGUUGACGACAGUGUCAUUCCAAUAAGUGACACAUAUAGAAAGGAGGACACCAAUCUAUUAUCGUUUGGAGGAUUUGAAGAUGCGCAUGAUGUUAUACCUAUCUGUAGGCCAAUCAACAAUUAUGACCACUCUUACGAUCAAUCUUCAGUUAAAACACGAGAAGCAGUUGAUCAAAAAGAGCUGGGUGCCAAGGCAGUUGCAAGUAAUACUCGGGCAACUAAAUCCAAACCUGAACCUGUUUCUAAGAACAGACAAGGGUUGAAAACUACCAGAAAAGAAGCUCCAAACAGCUUUCCUUCGAAUGUCAGAAGUUUGAUCUCAACUGGUAUGCUUGAUGGAGUCCCCGUAAAGUAUAUUUCCUUGUCACGCAAGGAGCUUCGUGGCAUUAUAAAAGGUUCUGGCUAUCUUUGUGGGUGCCAAUCAUGUAAUUAUUCCAAGGUGCUCAAUGCAUAUGAGUUUGAACGCCAUGCUGGUUGCAAGACAAAACAUCCAAACAAUCAUAUAUGCUUCGAAAAUGGAAAAACUAUCUAUCAGAUAGUACAAGAAUUAAGGAACACUCCUGAAAGCAUGUUAUUUGACGCAAUUCAAACUGUUUUUGGUGCACCUAUUAAUCAGAAAUCCUUUCGCAUCUGGAAAGAAUCGUUCAAAGCUGCAACUCGUGAGCUCCAGCGUAUCUAUGGGAAGGAAGAACUAAUGCUGUAAAGCAUUAUUUUACUUGCAGCCUGCAUAGAAACUAGCAUGACUGGCUAGAGAAUCAUGCAUGCACUGCAGGGAAUGCUGUUCAGAGACAGGUCAAAUGAUGCUUUCUGUUAUAUGAUGAACAGCUAGUUCAUGUAGAACUGUAUUUUGAUAUUGAAUCAGUGAGAUUGGGUGCCUAAGUACAAUGUAAGAAACAAAGGGAAACUUCUGUGCGAAUCACUUGGUGACACAGAAUAACCUCAGUUGCUACCAUGACUAUUGAACUGGCAUUCUUACUGGAAAUUUGUGGUAAGAGUUGAUCAUUCUUAUGCUUCACCCUUGUGCCACGAUGCGGGAAACUUGUUCUUCAUUGUGCUGUAUUAUUGUACAUAACAUCCUGGAAUACUUGGAGGAAUUUGGACACGAA
This is a messenger RNA of Populus euphratica (Euphrates poplar), 2619 nucleotides long. RefSeq lists its product as uncharacterized. Lineage: Eukaryota; Viridiplantae; Streptophyta; Magnoliopsida; Malpighiales; Salicaceae. The transcript is spliced from 6 exons. Gene Ontology annotation, molecular function: histone binding; RNA polymerase II transcription regulatory region sequence-specific DNA binding; chromatin binding. Gene Ontology annotation, biological process: positive regulation of transcription by RNA polymerase II. Gene Ontology annotation, cellular component: nucleus. The coding region runs from base 846 to 2216 and encodes 456 amino acids. The record is from RefSeq and is a predicted model, not a curated record.